Messenger RNA from Stereum hirsutum FP-91666 SS1, 1924 nucleotides. RefSeq lists its product as uncharacterized. Gene Ontology annotation, cellular component: cytoplasm; ubiquitin ligase complex. NCBI's taxonomy places the organism in Eukaryota, Fungi, Basidiomycota, Agaricomycetes, Russulales, Stereaceae. The record is from RefSeq and is a predicted model, not a curated record. Gene Ontology annotation, biological process: ubiquitin-dependent protein catabolic process; protein polyubiquitination; positive regulation of proteasomal ubiquitin-dependent protein catabolic process. Gene Ontology annotation, molecular function: zinc ion binding; ubiquitin protein ligase activity; ubiquitin conjugating enzyme binding. The coding region runs from base 29 to 1720 and encodes 563 amino acids. The transcript has 11 exons.
GUUCUCUUCUCUGUCCUUGCGCUCCUGCAUGUCUCGCAGCGAGAUGGAUAUCGACAUUGCGUCUCAGAUGCUUAUCGCUGAACUCCUCAACGAUGAGCUCAACGACAGAUUGUCCUCUCAGUACGCUGAACAGCUCCAGGCCAAUGAACUAUCUGCGGUUGAACUUCAUGAAGGCGGGACCGCCGCGACCCCGAAGCCAGAGGUCGUUGCGCCUGCUGUCGAUGACUUCGAAAUGGCGCUUCGCUUGUCUGCCUCUGACACCCGUGCCUGUGGAGAUGCGGCACUCGCGGCGAAGUACCAGCUACAUCUCGACGCUAGCUAUACGGCUGGACGCCAAUACGCACAACAGGUCGCCGCCGCGGAGGCCAAGCUUAUUUUAGACGCCGAAUACGCAAAACGAGUCCAAGCUGCAUAUGAUGACGGUGCUCCCGAAGACGUUAACAUGCAAGAGGUUGACCGAUUCCUCACUGCUGAUACAAUCAGUAACAUUAUGUCGACGGACCCUAACUCCAAAGGCAAAGGCAAGGCGAAGGCAACUACAACAACGGGUCCAGAACUGCCUUCCAUCAUUGAACAACCAUCCAUCAAGUCUUCUCCCGCAACACCUUACACAUGUUGUGGGAUCUGUAUGGAACCUUUUCAGCCCACGAACUCGCCGGUUGCUGCUACAACUACUGCGACGUCUCAUGAUAGGGUAGCAUUCGGUCUCUUCUUACCUUGCCCAGGAAGCCACGGAUAUUGUAUCUCCUGUCUGUCCACAUACAUUACUAGCAAGUUAGACCCCGACGAAGAUGGUGGGGGUCGUAUGGAUAUCGUUGUCUUCCCUCUUCUCUGUCCAGAAUGCUCCUCGCAGGAGUGGCCGCAGGGAAUUGAGGAUGGAGUAGCGAAGCGCGUGCUUAGUGAAAAAGCCAUGGUGUUGUGGCACCACCGAAAACUGCUGGAUUCUCAACCUCGCUAUUUCUGUCCCAAUCCACGUUGCUCCGCUCUCGUCGAAGUCGAAGAAAAUCCAGAUGAUCCUCAGGCAGAGUGUCCCGCUUGUCGUCAAUUGCUUUGUAUACCGUGUCGAUCAUCUUGGCAUGAUGGUAUAUCGUGCGAGGAAUCUCAGUCCAUGCCGUUAGAAGAUAGGUCCCCCGACGAUCUUCUUGCGCUCCAAGUUAUAAAAGCCCACAACUGGAGAAGAUGUCCGAAAUGCUCCUACAUUGUCGAGCUCGUCGUCGGCUGCAAUCACAUUACAUGCCGCUGCAAGACAGAGUUUUGUUUCAAAUGUGGAUCUCUUUGGGAUAUCGCACAGCGGAAGUGUAGUCAAGAUCCUAAUUGCGCUCUUUGGGACGAAGAGAUGCUCCUCGAAGUCCGAGAGCGCAACCGUCAACGACCUCAACUGCCAGGCGCAGAUGCCGGAAUGUUACCUGCCCCUCCUCCGAUGGACAUUCCUCCAUACGCCCCUGAGGAAGCUCGCCAUACAGAGUUUGACUGGCUGACGCAUUGGGGAAUGCGGUUCAAGCUUCACGAGUUCACGCACAGCAUGGUCAAGCGCCUUCAAUGUGGCUACUGUCACACCCGCGUGCAAUCCCUUCGAGAACUGGAGGUGCACCUGAGCAUGGCUUAUCACCCAACUUAUGCGUGCUGCCAUAGAUUUUUCCGUACCCGCACCCAUUUCCACCAGCACCAGAUGGCUCGCACGAGACUCGGGUAUCAUCAGGAUGCAUUUGCCAGAGAUUGACCGCGUUCAUGGCUUUUGUUGAACGUCGCUUUUUUGGGUACACUUAGGUUACAUCUGGAUUAUGUUCGUGCCUCUGUCGUGCUCACUCGUUCCUGGAGGCCCGGGUUGUUGAUUUGCGACCGUACUUCCUGUGAUAAUUCUCCUAUUCUUGCUCAGGUUUUUCUGUGACAGUGUCUCAAAUCAAUGGUACUCGAUAAUGAUGCA